AUGUUCUCCAGCUCUGGCGCCCUCCGCGCGCUCUCGGUGGCCGCCUUGUUCUCUUCUGUACUUUCUCUUCCCCACCUGCCUGGUCGCCCUGCCAAGCGCUCCCUUCAGGACUACGUAGACCACCUCGUCUACCUUGACGCGAACAAUUCCGCGCUCUACGCGGCGAUUGAGAUUGGCGGCCAGACGUAUGGCGUACACUUGGACAGCCAAUGGGGCGGUCUGGUCGUAAAGAACGGCAGCUUGCAAGGCACCACGACCCAGAUCACGGUCGAGGGUGUUGCCGUAGCUGUCACGGAAGGCAAUGGCACGGUCCGCUUCCUGCAAGAGGAUGUCGAUGUUGGCUUCUACUCGACGUCACAAUGGCCAAGCUCAUGGCCGUCUAUUGGCAGCUCAGCAGGUGUCGGUGCCGGCAAACUCGGUAUUGACAUCACGGACUCGACCAGCGUCGUGAACCAGUACCUUGCCGCCAAGUCGUCUGACAUCCUUAACAACUGGUACUACGACCUCCUGAUCUUCUACGACUGGCAAACCGCCUCCUUCACGACCGGUGACCUCGAGUUCGCCGGUAUCAUCGCCGCCGGCUCGCCGCUUGACUGGGCAUCCGUGUUCGACAUCUCCGCGAGCGAUGCGACCAGCUACGGCCUCCCAGAUCUGAGCAGCAUCAAGGAUCAGCCGUACAUCUACCUGCGUAGCGACGGCACCUUCUACGUGGACGACGGCUUCUGGGCGAACGGCAAGCUGUACAGCUGCAUGAGUGGCGUGCCGCAGACGCCCUCGAGCAGCGUCGUCGUAGAGGUGUCCCUCACGCAGCGCUUCUCGACGUUCCCCGAUGCUGUCGUGAACGGCCUUUACAGCAGCCUGUCAGGCGCGAAGUACUACGGGCACUCGAACUAUGGGUACUAUCAGGUUCCGUGCGACGUCGACGUCGAGUUCUAUUUCACCAUCGGGGGCGUCAAGUACAACGUCACGCAGGACGCGCUCGUUGCGCCGAACCCGUGGGGCGACCAGUGCAUCGGCGCGCUCUUCACCAAGGGCCAAGGCUCCGCCUCUACCACGUCCGACGUCGUCUUCGGCUUCCAAUUCCUGUCGGCGUUCUACUACCGCGCGGGUAUCGACCACAGCGCUAAUAACCAACCGUACGUGAAGAUGCUGCCCCUGCCCGGCUCGCACAGCUGGGCGGCCAGCAGCGGCGCGUGGCCGUGGUCUGGCUCCGGCUCCCAGUACAGCGGCUCCGCGGCGCCUGUGAGCACCCAGUACACGCCAAGCACGAGCACUAUCUUCGCCACCACGACGCACACCGUCAUCGGUACCGUCACUCUCCCGUGGCCCACGAGCAGCGCGGCGUCCAGCGCGUCCGGAAGCUACUCCGGGUCGAGCUCUGGCUCUGGCGCGAGCUCGAACGCCGGCUACUCUGACUCCGGGUAUAACAGCGAGAGCGAGGACAUGGCUGUCGCCGGCAACGCCGCGGAGACGGACGCGGAUGGCAACGACCUCAACUCCCCGCGCGGAAGCUCCUCCGACAACCUUACGCGCUUGUUGCCCGCGAUCAUCGUCAUGCCAGCGGUGCUUGGUCUUGGUCUCGUCAUCGGCCUCGUCGUGUGCCUCGUCCGCCGCCGCCGUGGUCCAGGUGCCGCGCGCGGCGGCCCCUCUGCGUACAGCAACAUCUACGAGUUGCGCACGCACGGGCCCGUGCACGUCCCGCUCUACGGCGCGGAUGCGGGCACGUCGCGCUACUCCGACCCCUACAAAGACAAAGAGUGA
Molecule: messenger RNA, 1761 nt
Organism: Trametes versicolor FP-101664 SS1
Lineage: Eukaryota; Fungi; Basidiomycota; Agaricomycetes; Polyporales; Polyporaceae
Exons: 5
Coding region: 1-1761 (586 amino acids)
Source: RefSeq, a predicted model, not a curated record